Trichomonas vaginalis G3 is the source of this 1287-nucleotide messenger RNA. RefSeq names its product arfaptin homology (AH) domain/bar domain domain-containing protein. Lineage: Eukaryota; Parabasalia; Trichomonadida; Trichomonadidae. The record is from RefSeq and is a predicted model, not a curated record. The coding region runs from base 1 to 1287 and encodes 428 amino acids. The transcript has a single exon.
AUGUCUAAGAAUGUUUCGGUUGAUCUUGUUUAUGAAGGUUUGUUUUUAGAACUUCAAAACGCAGUUAAAACCAACAUAGACCUAAUGAACACUAUAUUAGACUCACUUAGCCAUUUCAAAAAUUCAACUGAUAAUAUUCAAGCCGAACUUAACAAGAAAUAUAAAAGUUUACCAAAAGAAAACAUCAAAUCUAAAGCCUCAAAAUCUAUAUUUAAGAGAAAGAAAGAUGAUUCUAAACAACAAGUUCCGGAACAAAGAUUGAAAGAAAUUAUGGACGCGAUGUUUUUAUCUAUUAUUGAUCCAGAUAAUGUAUCAUUCUUUGUUAAGAAGAUGGACGAUAUUUUCCUUUCAAAAUUUACUGAUAUCAGAAAUCAAUAUGUCCGCGGAAAUCAAAGAAUGACUUCUAACUAUGAGAAAAGUAUGGAAGAACUCAAGAAGAAGCAACUUGCCUACGAAAAUGCGAAGGAGCAAUAUGAUAUUGCAUUCAAUAAGGCCCUAGAGGCCUACAACAUUUUUAAAGCGGAUCGUACUCCAGAGUUGAAGGAACAGUUCAAUCAAGUGAAAAUUGUUUUCCUUGAAUGUCAAAAAGCUCUCGAGAAUUCACUUGAUACUUUAAAUAGAGGACGCUUAACCUUUAACGAGGAUUACAAUAUCACAUUAGCUAUUUGGGAAGAAGCAGAAGUUGCACGCCAGAAUACAGUUAAUACUCUUUUGAAAGAUUUUUCAACAGUAAUUCAAACUCUUGCCGCAGUCAACAAAACAUGCGCCAUGCAGAUGAAGCAGAUAGAAAAGAUCUACGAUUUCGAUGCAGAUCAUCCUCAAUACAACAAUCCAGUCUUUAAUAAAGAUCCGAAAGAUUUUACUUUCGUAGAGUUUUCAACACCGGAGCUACCUAUCGAUAUUACCGAAUUCAUUCCUACCGCAGAAUAUUUCGAUGAUGAAUUGGCCGUUUACGAAGAUGUUUUAACAUCUGAAUACGAUGGAGACGUAAAAAUACCAGCCGGAACGAUAGUUACCGUUUACUCCGUAUCUAAUGGAACAGCAGAUAUCUGCGUCACUUCAACUGGCGAAUCUGCAGUUAUUCCAACAAAUUUCUUGGCCGGAAAGGUAAUGAACCAAAGGAGACUCAUGAAAUGCAUAAAGGAGACAAAGUGCAACGGAUACAAGCUCAAAGAAGGAGCAAUUGUCGUUGCAAGUAACGCGGAACCAGGAUUCGCGUUAUGCACAACCAGUACAAACAUCAAGAUCAAGGUACCGGUGAAUAAUCUUGCACCAGCAUUUGAUUGA